AUGGCUACUCAAUAUCAACCGCAGUCUGAAGAAAAAUUUGUAACGAUAGAAACAAGCGCUGAGGAGCAACGACGUAAAGAAGGGAAAGCCAAAUUGAUUAUUUUGAUUAUAAUUGGCAUACUUACAGCUGCUUAUGGGUCAUGGAACGUUUACAGAAUGGUUAUCGCAGUCCGUAGCCCUGUGGUUACCAUGAGAACGAGUAUAAGGCCGAAAAUACCGGUCCCAGGUAUGGUAGUUUGUGGUCAUUUAGAUUUACCACCAGAAUGCUUUCGAUCCGCAUUUAAUGCGGCGGAUGAUGAUCAUACAAAGGGUCUUAGUUGUAAUCAACAUUUAACAAAUUCCAAAACGGAUGCAACUCAUAAAUUUAAUCCAUACCAGAAAUUGAACGGUUCACUCGGUGAUGAUGCUUUAUUUUUUGAUAAUGCUACACAAAAGAUUGCUAUCGCGUUAUGGCAUAGUGAAAAUGCUAAUAAUACACUAGGUGCAAUUACUCAAGAACGAUGGUUUUUUUUUGGAAUUUUUGCCGAGCGAGACGAUCCAAACAAUGUCAAAUUCCAAAUUGUAAAAAUGCCUUCUAUCAGUUACGUUUACUUCAAAAGGAUAGAACGAUAUGAUGUUGUUCGAUCAGAUGCCAUAACGGGGGGUGGGUCAAUUUCAUCAGAGUUGAAGCCAGAAGCAAAAGUAGAAUUUGAUACAACAUUCUCAAGUUUUUCUAUGCCUGGAUUUAUAAUCAGUCCUAAUUUAUGGGAAAUAAUUAGAAUCAUUCCUUCGAAUUAUGUCACAAAUACGGAGUCUAAUAGUCAAGAGUAUCCAGUCACAAUAUAUUAUAAUCGUGUUGAAUUUACGCUUCUUCAAUUGGCGGCCAACAUGGGAGGAUUUGUUUCAAUUUUAAGUGCUGCAUACUUUAUUUUAUUCGGUUCCCGAAAAGUUAAUCCAUGGGGAUUAGUACAACGUCACAUACUUAAAAACGUUCCAACUCCACCACCGGUAUAUGUACCAUCGGUUAAACCAUAUUCCGAAAAAACGCAAGAUAUAGAGAAAGGUACUAUGGAAUUUCAAUCACAACCAGAAGAUCAAAAUAAUAUAUACCACCAACCUACAACUUCAAGACCUCAAGUACAUGAACUUGAUCUUCCCGUACAACACGUAAGUAGACAUCAAGUUACAGGAGAUCAUUAUACCCCUAUGACACAAGGCACCUCGGAACCUAUAAGCCCAACUUACCCAGUAUAUCCAAUUGGACCACAAGGGCCACAAAUGCCACCACCAAUAUCGCCACGUGGUUUGAUAGUACUUGAACAAGAUAUGGAUGAUCCUCGCAUUCAAAGGAUUCGUCAUGAACUCAAGGCUGAAGUCCAAAUAACUAUAGCGCGUGAACGUUAG
This is a messenger RNA of Funneliformis mosseae, 1383 nucleotides long. The record is from the annotation of a GenBank genome assembly. NCBI's taxonomy places the organism in Eukaryota, Fungi, Glomeromycota, Glomeromycetes, Glomerales, Glomeraceae.